GGCGCGGGGGCGGCAGGGCGGGACGCGAGUAACGUCAGAGAAGCGGAGGGAGCCAUCUUGGAUACUGGCAUCGGGGCCCAGGGGCGGGAGGGCGCCAUCUUGGAGCCGCCUCUGACACAGCAGCGGGGCCUGGCGCCAUCUUGGAACCUGGCAGGUCCCGCGCCGGGGCUGGCGCGGCCAUGUUUUCUUGGGGCGCCGUCCCCAGGGAUGGCCGGAGGAGCGGGAUUGUCUGGGGCGCCACACGGACACCGACCUGCUUGUGUGGGUUCCCCAGGGGCUGCUCCCCUGCAGCCGUGGGCCAGACUUGGGGCUCUGAGUGAACAUGGACUUUCUGUGGUGCUGGGAUCGGGUGGCUUUUUGGUAAAACGGCAAACCAAGAGAAAACGUGGCGCAAAACACUACAGGUUUUGCUGCUGGAAUUGAUGAAAAUGCCACACAGGAGUGUGGCUUCCCCAAAAAUGUGGCGAAAAUAAGAGUGUAGAUACUAUUUUAUUUAUCGAUUUAGUUAAGACUAGCAGUGAUGCUGACAUCUCAAGGGUCAGAAAAAUUAACAAUUUGCCCAGGAAUUUCCAGGAAAUGAGGAGGGGGUUGUGAAGCGGAGUACUGCCUAAUUGUCGCAAAAAUACGGAAUAUGUAAAAAUCUCUUAAGAAAGGAUGUUCUUUGAUGUUUGAUCUUUGUAUACUUUCAAGCCUAAUCAACAAGAAGAGAGAUUUAAUCCGUGAAACCCAGAGCAGCUAACAAGCAAGCUCUAAGUGAUGUCCAGGUGCUAGAAAGACAAAUUGCUUGUGACUAGAAGUACCUUGUUAGGGCUCGACAUGUUUCAAUAACCUCAGACCUCAGGGGAAGUUAGCAAAGCUUGGGGGAGAAGGAUGUACCACUGAUAGUGGACACAAUGCAGAAUUCAUGGGCCACAAGGACAUUUGGCAACACUCCCAAGAUAAGGAAGAAACUAAUAAAGACAACUCGGCGACUGUGCUGAAUCAGCAUGCGCAGGAGCCAGUAGGAAUACAUGGCACCCACACUCAAUGCAGAUACAUGUGUAAGAGGCAGCUCAGCCUCCCUCCUUGCACUGUGCCAGUGUUAAAUUGCUUGUCAGACUGCAGAAUUGAGGUGAAGACAUCAAUGAGAGGUAAACCUUGCAGAAGAACUUAAAGAAAGCCUGUAAAACAGCACAGAAUUACACUUCCCUAGUAUAGUAGCUUAGCCAUCUGUGGUGUAAGGGCUUUGAGGGCCAGGGGUCUAGUGCAUUUCUUAUAAAUAUUUUUAUAGUCUUCUAUGGACUCAUCUAAUUUUUUUAAAACUUAUUUAUACUUCUAGUUACCCGUAUCAUCCCUGGAGUUAUGAAUCUGAUUGUGUAAUAUGAAAAAAUGUAAAUUUUUGUUUUCAAAUAAGAAUUCAUGUCUCUCAUACUGUCACCUGUCUCUUUUUCCUAGGUGAACCAUUCUCAUCUAUUUAGCUUGUCCACCAAAAGAAGCCAUUCCCAGCAAUGGCUGUCUAGUCAUAAUUUUCUUCAUUAUUUUUGAUUCUAUAAUUCUUUUUAAGAUCGGGGACUACUACAGCAUUCAUUGUUCAAGAAGCAAUUACAUUUACCUUUUGGACUGAGUUGUGUGUUGAUAUGAUUUUUCAGAGGACAUCCUGCAGUGACUGCUAAGUUUUUUCUUCGAGUUCUAAUAACUCAUCUGGAGUACAUCCCUCUGUAUAGUUACAGUUGCUUUUCCAAGUUCAGUGAUUCACAAUUAGCAAUACUAAAUUUUACCUACCUCUUUACUGUGCUGUCAUUCAGUGUGCUACAGUCCUCCUAUGGUCCUUCUAGGAUGAGAGAGUGGCAAAGGGCCAGCUGUUGUAAGGCAUGUGAGAAAAAAUUCGCAAGCAGCACCAGGACUCCAGGAAUACACCUCACAUCCAUUUCCAUUGAGACUUAACCAGCAGAGAACAUAACAUUCUUUUGCCUGGUUCAAACAGGCAUCUCUGGACCAAGAAAUUAUAAAGCCCUGCUGAUAAAAGCUAAAGGUUUUAAUUUUUUUUACCUUUUUUUUUUUUUAAGAAUUCAGCAGUGAGGUUGAAAUCUUGAAGUAGAAUAUAUUUAAAAUCAGACUGUGAAAGCAAUGAAGAAUCCAUAUUUUUCCCACACAGAAAUUUUCAAUGAACAAAAAACAAGGAACAGCAGAAAUCUUGGAUGGAACUCCACAAUGUGCAAUCAUGUGAGGUGUGCAAGUAGGGUAAAAUGCACUGUUCAUGCCAAUCUGUAGGUAGCCUCAUAAUAAACCAUGCAAAAGAGUCAUUUGGGCUUUUGCUUUGCCUAUUUAAGAAAAAAUAAGGCAUUGCCCAGGAACCUACUUCAUUGUACCCAACAUUUGGAAUUUUCCUUUUCUGCGCAGAAGGUACAGGGGAAACCAGUCUCACAAAAUUACUCUUUAGAUAACUUAAGAAUUAUGAGGAUUUUUACAAAACAGACCAUAUACUAUUUCAAAUGAUGUUUCUUUCACUGAAAAAACUGACCCAAACACUCAUCCAGUACUGAGACCCUGUUAUUGUGAAGGGCUAUUUUUUGAUUAUGUAGGUUUUAUGUUGAUACCAGUUUUGCCAGGCUUUGUUCCCUACUUGGUGUCCGAAGCUUGUGCUUACCUGAGCUUACUCAACACUGUAAAGAAAUGCCCUGGAGUCAUUCAGUGAAUGUUUUAAAGAGGGAAAUAUGGGGAGUACCAGGGCAACGCCGUGGGUACUUCAUGUUACUGGAGAGUCCCUAAAUGCACAGUUGUGAGGAGGAAAGCAAGUACUUAGCAAGGCCUGGCCACCAGACGACUGCAGUGUGCCUUCUAGAGAUACAGGUGACAGAACUUUGCUCUGUCGUGGUUUCUUUUCCAGACCAAAACCAAAAUACUGAGGCUGAUUCUUGAAUGUCUGGGCUUUGUCAUUUCUGCUAGCAGUCUUGAUUUGCCAAAUUGUGAGGGGAAAUGUCUUGCCCUAGAGAUCUUUUGUUCUUAUCGUCUUGCCUCAUUUUGUGCAAUCAGCAUUUCAGUUAACCACUUCUAACUUUCUGUCAGUCAAGUUCCUUCUUAAAAAAUAGAGUUUAAAUACCCUGAAAUGUAAAAGUCAGAUUAAAAUCCCUUCGACAUGACCAGUCAUGGUUUGCUGAAUAUAAUGUUCUAAGAUGUCUCAAGAUGGGACAGAGGCUGAUCUGGAUUGAUAAGAAUCCUAGAAAAAUGGGAUUAACUAGGUGAAUGUGCUGAUCUGAUAAAACAUGGAAGUUGCUACAAGACAACAGGUCAGACAUUUGACAGUAACAUGGCAGAGUUUGGAAUUAUGAAUUAUAUCAAAUGUCAGUACUAUGCCAACAGGCAAGAUGUCAUUCAGUUGUCUUAUGGAAACUCUAGUAAAGUAUAGGUCUGUGCACAUUAUUCCUUUGCUUUCUAUUAAUGUUUUAUUUAGGCUACUGUUUUAUUUUGACAGUAUCAGGAUAACUUCUUUUGGUUUGACUGUUUAUUUAAAGAGCAGAUGAUAUCUAAAACUUCAAAUAUGAAUCAUUCUAAGCCUUUCCAUCAGGGCGAAAGAACACACUUGGCACACACAUACAGGAAACAACAAGCAGUUCCUAAAAUGUCAUGUGAGUUUCUUUUUUCAGUAACUCCAGGGACAGGACUGAUGGUACUUGCUCCCUGACACACUGAAAUAACUUCACUCAGCUGCAGAAUGCCUCAGCUCCUGGGCAAUAGCAGUUCAGAGGAACAGGCUGCUGUAUAUUAUGCAUCGGUAUCAAUUGUCUCCAUUGCUAUCUUCAUCAUCGUUUUCAUCACAGGUAUCCCAGGCAAUGGAUUGGUAAUCUGGGUAGCUGGUCUGAAAAUGAAAAGGUCUGUGAACACUGUGUGGUUCCUAAACCUUGCUGUGGCUGAUAUCAUGUGCUGCUUGUCCUUGCCAUUUUUCAUUGUUCACCUGGCCCUCCAUGAACACUGGCUGUAUGGUUGGUUCCUCUGCAAAGUCAUUCCAUCAGUCAUAAUCUUCACCAUGUUUGCUAGUGUCUUCCUACUCGUGGCCAUCAGCAUCGACCGGUGCCUCCUUGUCAUGAAACCAGUCUGGUGUCAAAACCAUCGAACAGUGAAAUUUAUAUCGCUAAUAUGCAGUGGCAUUUGGAUCCUGGCCUUCAUUUUCUGCUGUCCUGUCUUCUACUACCGUAAGACAAGCACUUACGAUGGCAAAACUGAGUGUGGGUACAGUUUUGGAGACGAUCAGGUGCUAGAUUAUAUAAAUGAGUCUGUAAAUGAGUCAUGGGAAGAAUACUCACCUCUAGCCUACAAUGGUAACGACUCGUUGGGAAAUACCUACGACGGUGAUUAUUCUGUACCCCUUGCCUUAGUGGUAAUAAACAUCACUAGGGCUGUCUUUGGCUUUGUGCUCCCCAUUGGCAUAAUGGCAGUUUGCUACGUCCUUAUCGUUUUCAGAACUCGCGCAAAUCAGUUUAGCAAACCGCACAACAGGAUGCUGCGAACAAUUGUGCUCGUGGUAGCUGCGUUCUUCACCUGCUGGGCUCCAUACCAUGUAGUUGGGAUUCUCUCCCUUGUACCUAGUCUUAGAACAGGACUGACGGAAUCACUGAUCCUGUGGGAUCACCUUUCUACAGCACUUGCCUAUGCCAACAGCUGCAUCAACCCCCUGCUCUAUGUUUUUGUGGGACGGGACUUCAGGGCAAAGGUACGUCAAUCAGUGCAAGGAAUCUUGGAAGGUGCCUUUAGUGAUGAACUCACAUGUUCAACCCUUCACAGAAGCCAGACUUCAGCAGAGAAGAAUAUUAGCAGCACAGUGUAAUGCAGGACUUCCUCUCACCAUUGCAGAAAGACCAAGCUACGGCCCUGCACAUCAAUCACUGUUUAACAGCUGUUUUUGCUCUAACACGUUUCAUUAGCCUGCAACUCCACACCCAGGACGCUGUAUGGUUCAGAUCAUGACAAGUAACCCCUUUACAUCCUACUCUAGAGAUGGGAAGUUGGAAGUACCAAGAGUGAGGGAAGACUCUGGUGAAGCAGAAGAGAGAGAAUUUUAACCCCUAAAGAAGAAAGCAGGGCUGCAGAAUGCGGUGGGAUCAUGUAGCUGAACCUCUGAAUUGUUAUUUUAUUUCCAUAUGUCUAUGUUCUACAUCUCCUGUCUCUGAUAAACUGCAGAUAAAACUCACUUUGAUGUCUCUCCUCAGAAUGUGAUCACA
This is a messenger RNA of Pseudopipra pipra, 5195 nucleotides long. It is a transcript of the gene C3AR1, whose product is annotated as complement C3a receptor 1. Gene Ontology annotation, cellular component: plasma membrane. Gene Ontology annotation, molecular function: complement component C3a receptor activity; complement component C5a receptor activity; G protein-coupled receptor activity. Bases 3692 to 4801 code for a protein of 369 amino acids. The transcript has 2 exons. The record is from RefSeq and is a predicted model, not a curated record. Lineage: Eukaryota; Metazoa; Chordata; Aves; Passeriformes; Pipridae. Gene Ontology annotation, biological process: complement receptor mediated signaling pathway; inflammatory response; chemotaxis.